CUCACCACUCAUCGCCCGCUGCUCGCCAUUUGCCCCGCCCGUCGCUCCGCCCGCCGCCACGCCAAUCAGCACCCCUUAGCCGCUUUGGCUACAAAACAAAAGUUACUCCGCGUUCCAUCCCAUCAUUCUUCAUCAGGUAAUACUAUCACCUGCAACCUUCAGAUAGCUUUGCUUAGAGGCAACACUUACCUAACAAUGCUAGGCGCGCCUCCAUAUUUCCCGAGAGGUACAUAAGGUAUCAGUUCUUCUUGAAAUCCUGAUAAUAUUCGACCAGAUAGCCACAAGGACUUCCUCUGUUUUUCAUAUCGUCGGAGCCAACCCCAGUUGCAGCAACAACAAGGCUGGCAGGCAACUUUGCGGCUCAAAUGUGCGGAUGUUCGCGCCGCACCGAUAAAACACCCCACUGUGGGGCCCAGAUAUUGGAGCCCUUCUCGGCCCAGCUGAGCUCUUCAGACACGCAAAACAAUGUCGGCACCAACUCAGGAAGGGAUUCGUAUCGCCUGUACGCCUUGCCAUCGAAAAAAAAUAACUUGCAACAAGGUGUUACCAUGCGCCAGAUGCACUCGCCUAAAGUUGGCAUGUGAUGAACGGUAUUCAGGCAGAUACAAAGCCCGCUCAACCCCCCACACAAAGUCUCCUGAAGCCGCGCCGAGGACCGAAAUCUCCCUGCGUAGUGCUCAGUCGCAAAGCGCUACCCCGGCCGACGAUGAAGGAGCUACCUCAGUGUCCAACGAUCGAGCAGUAGAUUCGCCUACACCCUUGGAGCCGCGCCCGCAUAAACGAAGGCUGGUAGGACUGCGCGACUUGCUCAACGCCGACGAAACCCUCCCUACGUUCAACGCUGUACCCCCAUUAGUUCACGAACCAUGGGAUCCCAGGUUCUAUCGGUUCUGGUAUCCCUGGAGGAAGCUUGCUAGUUAUCUCGAAGUGUCGGCUCCCGAGGUGCUCGAAUUUACAUACAACGGAGGGUACUUGACAUCAAACUCCGCAUUUCAUGUCGGGUUGCAGCUUCAGAUUCGUUCCGAGCGAUACCCAGACGCAUCUAAGGUCUGGAUUGACCGGCCCAAACUCCUCAGCUCAAUAACGCAACAUCUAGAGGUCUUAGGAACUUGGAAUUGUGGUUUAGUUAGCGCCGAUUCCUCACCAAAAGGUGUCAUGGUAUCGUGUGUCGCAGUGCUUCCAGGGAACAACGGUGUGGUUCUGCCAGCAACUCUCGGAGAGAUAGUGAUAAGGUGGCAGCAACUAUCAAGUCUUCUUUUAUUCCGUGAGUGGGGGUCUUUCCAUAGCACAAGGCUAGGACCGGCGAUGACCACUUUAUGACCCCGCUUGCGCACUAUAAAUC
Molecule: messenger RNA, 1342 nt
Organism: Podospora bellae-mahoneyi
Lineage: Eukaryota; Fungi; Ascomycota; Sordariomycetes; Sordariales; Podosporaceae
Exons: 2
Coding region: 466-1320 (284 amino acids)
Biological process (GO): regulation of DNA-templated transcription
Molecular function (GO): zinc ion binding; DNA-binding transcription factor activity, RNA polymerase II-specific
Source: RefSeq, a predicted model, not a curated record